Messenger RNA from Mesocricetus auratus (golden hamster), 3601 nucleotides. RefSeq names its product FKBP prolyl isomerase 14 (gene Fkbp14). The transcript is spliced from 5 exons. Bases 994 to 1629 code for a protein of 211 amino acids. The record is from RefSeq and is a predicted model, not a curated record. NCBI's taxonomy places the organism in Eukaryota, Metazoa, Chordata, Mammalia, Rodentia, Cricetidae. Gene Ontology annotation, molecular function: peptidyl-prolyl cis-trans isomerase activity; calcium ion binding.
GUGAAAAUGCACUGUUGAUAGCAUUUUUUUUUUUGCCAAGAAAGUGUUAAUCACAGGUUAAGUGGAAGAAGGUCGAGUAUGUAACCUAAAUGGCACAGAAACACGCUCUAAAGUGCUAAAGUGUGGGCAUUUUCUUUCCCCUUAAUGUAAGGUAGACAGGUAUAGUAAAUAAUAUAUAACUUAAUUGGUUAUUUACCUGAACUGCACACCUUGCUUAAUGCCCUGUUUGCUUUAGGUUUAAUCUUCUUUUGGUGAUUUCUCAGUUUCCUCUCAGUUCUCUACAAUGGGCUAUGUCUGAAUUUAAGGCAACCUUGUAGAACUGGGAACUUUAAGCUGUGUCAUUCUUAAAUACUAAUGUCGUUUCCUCUUUAAAGAGAGUGUGAAGCAACCUUGUUUCUAAUUUAAAUUUAAAAAUAAUAAAUAAAUAUAAAAGAAAAAAGAGAUAGAUAUCCUUAGCCAUUAUUUACUCUACACUAAGGACAUUCAAAUGGUGAGUCAUUAACAGUCAUUAACAGUGAUGUUUGUAGAAUGAAUCAGGUUUAGUCUUAAGGCGGAGCACAAAUUCUUCACACCAAGUGACCUUAAACAGGACACUAACUUCUAGCCUCAAUGUGUUUAUCUUUGGUCCUGGCUAGUUUUACGCCAACUUGACACAAGAUAAAGUAAUCUGGAAAGGUGAGCUCUGAUUUGUCUAUAGGGCACCGAAGCACUCCACUGCUGCAGCGCCAUUGGCUGGAGAGGAGCCUGAGUGACAACACCGUCAGCCAGGGGAAGGCAGCCCUUCUCAAGCCUCCGGCCUUCUUAGAGCCAAUCGUGUGAGGCUGGGACUUUAACUCUUUAAAGGGGAGUUCGCAGUGUGUGGGAAAGUUGGUAGUAAAAGUGCCACGUCUUCCUGGGAGGGUGAGUGUGAGUCCUGGACUUACCCGAAACCGUCUCGCUUUCGGCAUAUUUUUAACUCUAUGAAGUCGGGGAUCCUUUCUCUGCUUUGGUAACAUGAGGUUUUUCUUAUGGAACGCGAUCUUGACACUGUGGGUCAGCGCUGUGAGUGCAGCUUUGAUCCCUGAGCCAGAAGUGAAGAUCGAAGUUCUCCAGAAGCCUUUCAUCUGCCAUCGCAAGACCAAGGGAGGGGACCUGAUGUUGGUUCACUACGAGGGCUAUUUAGAAAAGGACGGCUCUCUCUUUCACUCCACUCACAAACACAACAAUGGUCAGCCCAUCUGGUUCACCCUGGGCAUCCUGGAGGCUCUCAAAGGCUGGGACCAAGGCUUGAAGGGGAUGUGUGUGGGAGAGAAGAGAAAACUCAUCAUUCCUCCUGCCUUGGGCUAUGGAAAAGAAGGAAAAGGCAAAAUUCCCCCAGAGAGUACACUGAUAUUCAACAUUGACCUCCUGGAGAUUCGAAAUGGCCCAAGGUCCCAUGAAUCAUUUCAAGAAAUGGACCUGAAUGAUGACUGGAAACUCUCCAAGCAUGAGGUUAAAGUGUACCUAAAGAAAGAGUUUGAGAAGCACGGUGCGGUAGUGAAUGAGAGUCACCAUGAUGCGUUGGUGGAGGACAUUUUUGAUAAAGAAGAUGAAGACAAAGAUGGAUUUAUAUCUGCUAGAGAAUUUACAUAUGUGCACGACGAAUUGUAGGGAUGCGCCUGCCGUUUUAUAUGCAUCCAUCAGAUGGCACCUUUAGAGAAAGUUGUAGUUUUUAAUAACAGCAUUCUGUUCUUGUAUUGUUUGUUUUUAGUUGUGUAUCAUUUUCUGCUAUUUAAGAAGCCCCAUAGACUUUGUAAAUAUUGGAUCUUUCUGGUGAGUUAUUGGGAAGACACAGUCAUCUUUGAGUGGAAGACUUCUGGCCCAUCUCCACUCUCAGAUGAAGCUUCUUUUCUUGCUUCCUUCUAAUGGUAAGGUAUUGCAGCUGGAAACAUGCCACAACACAAGAACAGGCGGCUGCACAAUCAACGCCCUAUGCUUUCCUCUUCCUCUGCUUCCUCUAAGUUAGAUUACUGACAUAUCUGAAAGCUUUUACAAUAGUGCAGGGCUUGCUGCUUUCAUGUGAUAACGAAGUAGUUUUUUCUUUAUCUGGCUUUGAGUCUUUGCUUGAGGAGGCACAUGGUGGGCCUCAUUCCUUAACAGUUACGGCCUUACUAUAGAGAUGUACAAUGUUGGAUGAAUAAUGGAGUUAGCAACUCAUGAAUAGGUAUGCAUUGAAACAUUCUGCCAAGACUUCAUAGGGACUGAUGGCUAGUAAAAUAAGUCAGACAUGUAAUUUAUGUGUUUGCUUCCUUGUAAUCAAUGCUUCAAAACAUGGCAGACAGGUGUAUUUAUAGUCAAUGUUUACUUUUAAGGUUACCAAUUUGCCUCCUGGUUCUUCGUGAAUGAAGUUACAGCUAGUAUAUUACUUUGCAAUAACCCUGAAUCACAAUAGAAGUUAGUAAAUCAACUAGACUUUUCCCAUUUAUGACUCAUCAAAAAUGAGGUCGGCCUAUACCAGCUAUUACCAAUACUUAUCGUGGGUUUGAAAGUUGAUGUUUAUCAUUUUGUCUCAAAUUUAUCUAAAAAGGAUCUAAUUCUGUUUUUAAAAUUGAUUUUAAUCACAUUGGCUGUUACCUUAAAUACUUAAAAUAGACUAUCCAGAUCUCCAUUUGUUAGUAAUAGUUUUUCAUAAUUUAUAAAAAUGGAUCAAGUGCAUUGUUGUCUGACUCUUGUUCUGACACCCAUGGGAAGCCGCUGCAUCUUAUGAUACCUCUUUAUGGAUGAGAGGUGCUGCUUGGAGCUUGGCUGGUGAGAGUGCCCACGAUGGUGGUUAAGCUGUAGAUGCAUCUUCAGUCCCUGAGUUCACUUUUCUGCUUUUCUGCUGAGGAAGAAGCAGCGAGUUUGGUGUAUCUCUUGGUCCGUUUCCCUUUGCAUCUUUACCUCUGCAGACGGUUCCUGGUAGGUCACAGCUCUCCUCGGGAUUCAGGAAUGUCUGUGUAGAAUUCUCGUAGAAUACUUUUCACAUUUGCUCUGAUUGCCUCAGUCACCCUCCCAGUGACCAGUCAGAAGCGUCAGAUGUCUGUCUUGGCUCACCCAUUCCUGUCACCUCCUGUUGCUUGUGGAAAUUAGAUUACUUCACUAAUUAUGCAGUGACACUUUCCUCACCAAAACCUCUUAUUGGGGAGAAUAUACUCUAAGACCUGCUCUUGAAGCUGUCAGGUAUAACUGUAAAGUGGUUGUCAGUACCGGCAGUUCUCUGGACUGGGGAGGUUGUGAGAAGGCUUAUGACAGUCACGAGAGGACAGUCUUGAAGACUGCUUUGCACUGAAGCUGCUGCCACCGUCUGUGCUGGAGCAAGAAUCCUGGUUAUUCAAUUGUAUAGAUCUGUAUCAGUCCUCAGCUAAACAGUCAAACAAGUGUGAAAGAAAGACAAAUCAGUAACAAUGGUUGUUUGAGCCAUCUGCCUUUCUGUCUAGCAGUAUCUUUGCACCCUCCCAUGAGCAGGAAUAAUCAAACACUGUGACUUCACAUGUAUGUCAUUUGACUCAGAACUCUUCUAUGUGUCAUAUUUACAUUUCUAUUGUGUCAUAUUACAAUUCUAUUGUGAUAUUCUUUUUGAUAAUAAAGUUUAUUUGGGAAAUAA